AUUAUCUGUACGUUUCAUCCUCACACAUGUGCGCAGUGAUGAGCACAAUCAGACAAGAACGGAAAUGGGCAAUCAUUUCUUGUUAGAAACUAUUCGAUUCUCUGGCUUACAAUUUAUUAUUUUAAAAAACAUGAAUUUUAAAAAAUAUUUCAUUAAGUAUUCAUCGUGUAUAUUUAUAUAUAUUUUGUUUUGUAUCGCGUUAAUUAUUUUUAAAAUUAGUUACGUUUCUUCGCGACGCGAUAAGACACCAGUUGAUAAUUUUGAAUCCUUGGUAAUUGUCAAUGAAGAUAAUGAUUUAAAUAACUUUGAAGAAAAGUUGACAAAUUCUACAGUUGAUCCUCUAAUAGUUGAUGAAGCGAUUCAACGUGUUUACAGUGUAUGUGAAAAGUAUAACAGAAGCACAGCAUUAGAAAGAAUGCAUUAUUUUUAUUCACCGAAACAUAGUUCUCUAUUUUGUUGGAUUAGAAAAGUUGCCUCUACAAGUUUUACUAAAUUAUUUGCUGACUUGCGUGAUAUUAAAGUAAUUGGCAAUUACUACAAACAAAUAGAAGUAUUGGUACCAGAAAGUAUUGAAGAAUUUUUAAAUUUGAUUGACGACACUGAUGUAUUUAAAUUUAUUGCUGUAAGACAUCCCUUCGAUCGACUUGUUUCCGCAUACAGAAGUCGAAUUGCAGAUAAUUCGAGACAUACAUCACAAGCAUGGAUAUUUGUACCUAGAAUAUUUUAUAUUACACGCCCGCAAUUGUUCCAUUUUAAUAAAACGACCGGCACUCCAUUAGAGCAAAUAUUUUAUAAUGACCGAAGGCUAAAGCUCAUCCCAACGUUUAAAGAAUUCAUAACAUGGCUUCUUGAACAGCCAGACGAGCAAGACGACCCUCACUGGAGUAAAUACCAAUCUCACUGCUCGAUAUGUCAAAUGCCCUUUGAUUAUAUAAUUAAACUAGACAAUUACACCACCAGUGACGUAAAUUAUUUGUUUACAAAGUUGGGAUUAAAUAAAAAUCAAUGGACACUGCCAAGGUUGGGACAGAGUCACGACGGAAUGACAACUUACGCGCGUACGUGCAAUUAUUUAUCGACUUUAUCAAUAGACAUGUUUUACAAAUUAUUUGAACGCUAUAAAAUAGACUUCGAGAUGUUUGAUUACGACUACAGUACUUAUAAAUCUUGUAUAAAUAAAUAAUUCACAUUAAAUAGAAAUAAAUUCUUUAUUAAUUUAUUAUUUAUUACAAACUGAGUUUUUAUAUGAAUUAUAAAAAGGUGACAUUUAACUGCAAUUACAAUGGUAGACAAAAUUGUUUUUUUUUUUUUUUUUAAUCAUUAAUUACUUAAAUAAAUAGUAACUAAUAACCAAUUACUUAAUCAGUUAUCAACUCAUUUAAUAAAGAGUUAAAUAGAUAUUUUUCAAUGCAGAAAAUGAAUUAU
Microplitis mediator is the source of this 1425-nucleotide messenger RNA. Its product is annotated as carbohydrate sulfotransferase 11-like. The record is from RefSeq and is a predicted model, not a curated record. NCBI's taxonomy places the organism in Eukaryota, Metazoa, Arthropoda, Insecta, Hymenoptera, Braconidae. Gene Ontology annotation, molecular function: sulfotransferase activity. Gene Ontology annotation, cellular component: membrane. The transcript has 4 exons. Bases 65 to 1183 code for a protein of 372 amino acids. Gene Ontology annotation, biological process: carbohydrate biosynthetic process.